This is a messenger RNA of Lemur catta (Ring-tailed lemur), 6807 nucleotides long. RefSeq names its product Rap guanine nucleotide exchange factor 5 (gene RAPGEF5). The coding region runs from base 95 to 2749 and encodes 884 amino acids. Gene Ontology annotation, cellular component: plasma membrane. Lineage: Eukaryota; Metazoa; Chordata; Mammalia; Primates; Lemuridae. The record is from RefSeq and is a predicted model, not a curated record. The transcript is spliced from 26 exons. Gene Ontology annotation, biological process: Ras protein signal transduction; positive regulation of GTPase activity. Gene Ontology annotation, molecular function: guanyl-nucleotide exchange factor activity.
AGUCGCGCCCUCUCGCUGCCCGGCGAAAGCGCGGACCGCGCGCGGAGGCGAGCGCGGUGGAGAGGAGCCGCCGGCGCCGCGCCGCCGUCAGGGCAUGAGGAUGGCCGUGGGCUCCGUCAAGAUGCAGCCACCGUGCGAGAGCCCGGCCCUGGCCGCCGCGGCGGCCGUGGUGGCGGCGGACGGCGCCCUGCGCCGCAGCCCCAGCGCCCGUGAGCCGGAGCGCGAGCAGCCGCCGGGGUCGCUGCGGCCGCGGCUGAGGGACCUGCCGGCCCUGCUGCGGAGCGGACUCACGUUGCGGAGGAAGCGGAGCGCCGCCGGGGGCCGGACUCUGUCAAGAAGAAUUUCCAAUCCAUAUCUUGAACAUACUCCUUCCCAGAAUUAUGGGGAGAAUUCUUCUUGUGCAGGAAGAGCGUUGAGGAAUAUUAUUAUCGUUCAGGCAGCUGACCUGAUAAAGGACAGAGUGAACCUCAAGGGGUUUUACAGGAGAAGCUGUGUUGGGUCAGAACUGGUAGACUGGCUUCUGGAACACUGUCCUUUUGUCCAGUGCAGAUCUAUGGCCAUAGGGGUCUGGCAGCUCCUACUGGACAUGGGAAUUAUGUUAUCAGUGGACCAGCAUCUGUACUUUCAAGAUACUUAUGUUUUCUACCAGUUUUCCUCGGAUGAAUGUAGCUACUUGUACUGUGAAUUCGAAAGAGAAGAAGAAUGGCAAAAUGGUGUGAAACUUUUACUGCAGCUCGUACCUCUCAUUCCCGCUAGAGCUGGCAUCUGUGAACUAUCUCAUCAGAAGAUUGAAGACCCCGAAGAAAGCAGUGAUGAAAUUCUCGCUCGUCUGACAUCUGCGGUGCAGAGAGAGCUUGCAGCUGUUAUUGCUUUGAAAGCAAGGAAGUCUGCAAUUGAACAAGAUGAAGAAAACAAUGACAAACACGUAACUGUAACAGAAGCGGAAGGUGUUCCAGAUUCUCAGGCAGGGGUGAUGUGCAAGCUUCAAGAGAGAGAUGACAUCGGACGAAUCGAACUGGUCCAGAAGCUGGCAAGAGAAAACUAUCAGUUUUUGCAGACGGACAAAAAAGAACAGGAGAAGUCUGAAUACCAGGAUGAUGAAGUGACCACGGUGCAAGUGAAAGAGCAAGACCGGAGCGUCCUGGUGCUGAAGAAAGUGCAGUGCUGUGGCCCAGCCCCCACCGCUGGGAGCCCGGAGAGCCAUUGCAGAUACGUGGUAGUGUCCGGGACUCCGGAGAAGAUUUUGGAGCACCUCCUGAAUGACUUGCACCUGGAAGAAGUCCAGGACAAAGAAACAGAGACCCUCCUUGAUGACUUCCUUCUCACGUACACUGUCUUCAUGACAACUGAUGACUUGUGUCAGGCGCUGUUAAGGCACUAUUCUGCUAAGAAGUAUCAGGGCAAAGAGGAAAACUCUGAUGUUCCUUGUCGGAAACGUAAAGUCUUACAUCUUGUUUCCCAGUGGAUCGCUCUGUACAAAGACUGGUUACAUGAAGAUGAACAUUCAAAAAUGUUUUUAAAGACCAUAUACAGGAAUGUACUGGAUGAUGUCUAUGAAUAUCCAAUACUUGAAAAAGAAUUGAAAGAAUUUCAAAAGAUACUUGGAAUGCACCGUCGUCACACUGUAGAUGAAUACUCACCACAAAAGAAGAAUAAAGCCCUUUUCCACCAAUUCAGUCUUAAGGAGAACUGGCUCCAGCACAGAGGAGCUGUGACUGAAACAGAGGAAAUGUUUUGCCACGUGUAUGUAAUGGAGCACUCCUAUGUCAGUGUGAAGGCAAAAGUUUCCAGUACAGCCCAAGAGAUCCUGAAAGUCGUAGCAGAAAAGAUCCAGCAUGCAGAAGAGGAUCUGGCUCUGGUGGCCAUCACGUUCUCUGGGGGAAAACAUGAACUUCAGCCAAAUGACUUGGCCAUCUCCAAAUCCCUUGAGGCAUCUGGUCGGAUAUUUGUCUACCGGAAAGACCUGGCUGACACUUUGAACCCAUUGGCAGAAAAUGAGGAAUCACAGCAAAGGUCGAUGAGGAUUUUGGGAAUGAACACUUGGGAUCUUGCUCUGGAAUUAAUGAAUUUUGAUUGGAGUCUGUUCAAUUCAAUUCAUGAGCAAGAGCUGAUCUACUUCACAUUCAGCAGACAGGGUAGUGGGGAGCACACUGCAAACCUCAGCCUUCUGCUCCAGAGAUGCAACGAGGUCCAGCUCUGGGUGGCCACGGAGAUUCUGCUCUGCAGCCAGCUGGGCAAGCGGGUGCAGCUGGUGAAAAAAUUCAUCAAAAUCGCGGCUCACUGCAAAGCCCAGAGAAACCUGAAUUCUUUCUUUGCGAUUGUGAUGGGUCUCAACACUGCCUCUGUCAGCCGACUCUCGCAGACCUGGGAGAAAAUCCCUGGGAAGUUUAAGAAACUUUUCUCUGAACUUGAAAGUUUAACAGAUCCUUCCCUAAAUCACAAAGCCUACAGAGAUGCAUUCAAAAAGAUGAAGCCUCCAAAAAUCCCUUUCAUGCCCUUAUUGCUUAAAGAUGUAACAUUUAUUCACGAAGGAAAUAAAACCUUUUUGGAUAAUCUUGUCAAUUUUGAAAAGCUGCACAUGAUUGCAGACACUGUCCGAACCCUGAGACACUGCAGGACGAACCAGUUUGGAGGUGACCUGUCUCCAAAAGAGCAUCAGGAGUUAAAGUCCUACGUGAAUCAUCUGUACGUCAUCGAGAGCCAGCAGGCCCUGUUUGAGCUGUCGCACCGGAUCGAGCCUCGGGUGUGAGCCCCCUCGGCCUCACCUCCCUUGUAACUGCAGCACUUUGAGCUACGGGAAUGUCCAUGCCAAGCACGUUGCUUUCCUGUGAGAAACGAAGUUGCUGAGUUUUAUCAGUACACCCCAAGACAUUCCCAGGAAAGCCAGCCAGAGCGUGUUCCGGAAGCAACGUCAGCCACCAGAGAGGGGGAGAGGCCUCUCCACGCUACUCCCAGAACAAGAAGGCAGAGAGAGACUCAGAUGCAUUCUUAAGGUGGAGAAGUCUGGUUUCUCAUGAGCACGCUCUUGAUCCAGUCCAGUUUUCCAUUUAGAUGCGCCAGCAUCAAGACAACAGAACACGUCUUGACGUAUAUAAUGACCAAAUAUUUCAGUAAGAGCGUGCGUGAAACAAGGAGGAGUUUUGCUUUGCCUGGUGUUAGAUUACUCUUUAUAGGCUAUCAAGGAGUAGUUGUUUUGAACACCUAAAGAUAGUGACAGCAUCUCCAGAUUUCCAGGGAGAAGGAGAGGUCUCUGUCAGUACGAACUAUGACAUCACCAAAAGCCACUUGUGUCUAGGGGGUGAGGCCCGCAGCUGGCACCCAAGCUCCAACUUGCAGAUGAGAAACAUCGAGGCGUGCACCGCUUUGCACCACAAUCACUUACCAACACAUGCUUGCAGGUGAAAUUAGUUUCUGUACAACUGAUUUGCAGCUAUAGGCAAGGUAGACUAAGUUGCUUUGCCAAGAAGCAAAAAUAGUAAUCUUUAAGAAAUUGACUCAAUGUUUAAUUUCUGGGGAUUUUCUUUACAUUGGUAAGCAGGCUCUUAUCUUUUAUUGGGCAUGAUAUGAUUUUUGAAAAAGCACAGUGCCUGACACGUUGUUGGCGCUCAGUAACUGCUGAGUGAGGUGACCGAGUGACAGAGGUCUGCAUUCGUGUGCCUGAUACCUCACGCAGGCUCCUUGCCCACGGUGCGGGAUGACAGCAGCCACGCAGGGAGGUGGCGUGAGGUUUGAUGUGUGAAGCGCUUAGCGUUCUCUACAAAAGCUCAGUAAUAAGGGAGUGGGGAUUACCAGUCUUUCAGCAAAUGAAAAGCGCCCAGGAAUACCCAAAUGUUUAAUUGAUACUGGAGCCUUAGAAGUCCUGUGGUCCACAUACCAGCCAAAGCAGGGAGCCUUUCUGUAAUUUGCCCUUUGUUAAAUUUCAAAAUCUCAGAGUCUUCUGAGUCCUUUUUUUAUUCCCAUUUUUACCAGUUGGGGCUCCAACAGCAAAUAAGACUUCUUGCUGUUCUCAAGGACUGAUUGGAGGAGUUCCCGCAACCUUCACACAGACUCAGAGCCUGGGGGUUAAAAUAAUGACUCUACCCCUGCCCGGUAGGUACUUGCUGCUUUGCCACCACGCAAGGGCUGCCUCCUGCCUUCAGCCCGUCCGCUGUCCAGACGCGGAGGCUUGGUGUUUUUCUCGCCAUCCCUGCCUGUCCUCUCUGAGGGGCCCCAUCGGCCCUGCUUCCUUUUUGUCCUUUUUGUCGCAUCAGCACCUCGUUCAUCCUCAUUACGAGGCGGGCCCAGUGCUUUCUGACGUCUUUAUGGCAGUGCUGUUUCCUGGGCUCAGGAACCACGCUGAGCUUGAGAUAUUGCUGGAAGGAACCAUGCAGAGGAAAUGUUUGGAAGUUCUUCCACGGAGACUCAGGCUCGCCCAGCAUGUAAAACUUCAUUCCUGGAAAUGUACAGGGUUUAUAGAAAGGCACCAUCCAGGGAUGGUCUCUCAGAGAGAUGCUUCAUGCUGUUGGUAUUGGAAUGAGACCCACUGAAGGGGAGACCAGAGCCAUCAGAACCGGGGGGUACAGACAUCCCUCACGGCUGAGCAAACACUCUAAAGCCCUCCCCUUGGCAGUCCCUGAGGAUGGCAUGGGCUUACAGCACAUCUUUUUCCUAUUCUAGGAACUAGGGUUUGGGCAGUCUAAUCAUGUAAGGCCAUUUUGACAUUGUCUCUAUGUUUUGGAAUUUAAAUUUUUAUUUACAUUAGCUCUACAUUGCUCCAAGGCAAGCAUUGCUUUUAGGGGACUGAUUUGCAAAGAACUAUUUCAGCAUAGUGCAUGCUGCUUAGACCCCAAGUCAGAUAUGUGUGCUUGGCCAAAUGAAGCUGUUCAAACACAUUUUGUGUGGUGCAUUCAGAGUAUCUUGCAUGGCCCUGGGGAAAUAGGCUGGGGAGAGAGUGGUGCUUGCCCACCAUGUCGUCCCGCCAUGAUCACGUUGCCCUCAGGGUAGCAAAGAGAAGGGAGGAUUUUGUUUAGAUUUGCUUUUCCAUCCCUGUCUUCUGAAUCUUUCUGAAAUUCUGAAAAUCUCUAAAUCUUUCUGAAAUUUAAUAACUCAUCUCCAGAGAUUUCCCAGGCAGCAACUCUCAGAAACUUCAGAAGCUUUGAGGAAUCUUAAAUCUGGAAUUACAGAAUUGAAGGCAAAAUUGUGAGAACCAGAUUUUGCUCAACAAGAAUUCUUUCUAACCACUCUGAGCUGUCCAACAGUGAACAGGCCACGGCGGGACUCACGUGAAUGGGCCAUGUUUCCUGUCUGGGCUAUUCACCACGGCCACCGAGAAUAGGUUUUAUUCAGGCUAGAAGGGUGGACUGGAAGACGUCUAAGCUCUUUUCUAGCUCUCUUUGGGGUUUUUAUGGUUGUAUGGAAUUUCCAUUCACUCUGAAAAUCUUGUGUAAUCUGCCACCUUCCACAGCAGGUGAUGCAGUCACUUGUAAGUGGGUCCUCUUUGUCAGAGCACAACUCUCAGUCCCGCAGGCCUGUGGCUGCGUCAGCAUUCCAGCAAACCAGCCCUGCUUUGGAGUUAGCACAGGACAGAGGAAUGCAGGCUCCCGUAGGCAAAAUCACAACCUUUCCAUUUUUUUUUUUAAUUUUUGCAUACACAUUUGCAGAUGUUCUAUAGACUACAGUGUUUUAAAUUCAGUCUUUGUCAUAAUCUGUAUAAUUGCCAAAUGGUUGUAGUGAUAAAUAUUAUGACCUGUGACCCGCAUUCACUUUUUUCAGUAGGCUUAAUUAUGUUUAGAAUAAACUCAUUUUCCUAGACCAAUACCCACAAGCAGGUAGUGCAGAGCAUACAUUGAAUUUAGAAGCACACGAAGAUGAAGUAAAUGCCCACACCUCCCAGCCUGCAGUUAGGAUGUUGCAUGAAUGCACACUCGCCUCUGAGUGGGGGAGGAACAGUAGCAUGAAUGAGAGGGUGCUGGUGGCAACUUCAGAUCCCUGAAGCUGGGCUUUCCCUGCUGCCCGGCUCGCAGCCCUGCAGUUCUGUCCUAGCCAGCGCGAACACCACACAUCUGGGACUGAGUGUUCCUGAAUGGCACAGCCACUCCAAGCUUCUCAGAAACUGGGCAAAAACCAUUAAAAUGGGGAAGAUCCAGGUCCAUUGCAGCUGUCCAACACGGGAUCUCUUUUAAAUGUUUCAGAGACAUGUCCUUAAAAUUUCAGCCUGCUUCUUAGUGAGUGGGCCAGUUUUGCUUAAAACUGGUAGGGGUGAAAAACAUUUUUAAAAAUUGCCAAAAAGUGAGAUGAAAAUGUACUACUGUAUAAAGCAAAGCUGUAUAUACUAAACUUUUUUUAGCAGAGUAAUAUUUAUUUGCAUAGUCUAUUUAUUGUAUUCGUAUUACACGGUUAUUAAAUAUUGGGAUGAAAUCAAUGACCUGAAGCAAGGAAUCUUGCCUUUCAAUGUAUUAUUAAUUAGGCCUGCUGUGAUACUGUCAGCUUGCGUUAUCAAUUAGAAGAUAGAAAACCCGCAAUCAGGGUGUCUACCUAACUUCUCAGGGACUACACUUCGUAGUUUUCCACCAUUAUAAGAGCUGGUAAAUAUGAAACAUUUGUUGAAUUACCAGAAUUGCCAUUAACAGUGUUUCCUUUCCCAUAUUUCAUGCUUUCUGCCUCUGUAUAUAGGACUGUGCUGUGUAUUUAUCGAAGCUAGUAAGCAAUAAUUUAUAUGUAAAAAUGGCCAAGCAAUAUAAGGUUAAAACUUAUAUAAGUAACCAUUACCUUAUUUUCAAGUGUUUUUUUUAAACUGCUUUUCCAAAUAUAAACUCUGUUAAAGAUACU